Molecule: messenger RNA, 1277 nt
Organism: Ostrinia nubilalis (European corn borer)
Lineage: Eukaryota; Metazoa; Arthropoda; Insecta; Lepidoptera; Crambidae
Product: beta-ureidopropionase-like
Exons: 1
Coding region: 88-1233 (381 amino acids)
Molecular function (GO): beta-ureidopropionase activity
Source: RefSeq, a predicted model, not a curated record
GAAGUUAGUAUCUAUAUGUGAGUUGCCAAGCUAUGUGCUCAGUAAACAAUCUUACGUAACGUCGCCUCCACGACUGAUUAAAUAUUAAUGGACAUAUCAAACCAGUUGAACAGAAUGGAUACACAAACGAAAAUAACACUUGACGACAUCAUCAAGAAAAAACUGAGCCCUCAACAACUGAGAGAGUACAACAGGAUUCACUAUGGCCAAGAAACCCUGAACGAACUCUACAUUGAUGAAGAUAUAACCUUAAAGUGCAAAGAAAAGGGUAUUGACAUCGCGGGAUACAAUUUCCCAGCCGCAAAAGAAGAAUCAAGGCCGCCAAGAAGAGUAAAAGUCGGUUUAAUUCAACAUUCCAUUGUUUUACCCACUGAUAAACUUGUAAAUGAACAGAGGAAAGCUAUAUUCAGCAAGGUCAGUGAACUAAUAGAUAUCGCGGCCUCGGCAGGAGUGCAAAUACUUUGUUUACAAGAAGCAUGGUCAAUGCCAUUCUUUCUUUGCACGGGAGAAAGGAAAAGAUGGUCAGACUUUGCGGAAUCAGCAACUGACGGCCCUAGUACAAAAUUCCUGCAAAAAAUAGCACAGAAGAAUAAGAUGGUGAUCAUAUCGCCCAUUUUAGAAAACGAUCAUGGAGUAUGGUGGAACACAGCAGUGGUAAUUGACGAGAAUGGCAAGUAUAUGGGGAAACAUCGGAAGAACCAUCUGCCUAGUGUAGGGAGCUUCAGCGAGAUUGGUUAUUACGAACCAGGUAACAUGGGACACGCUGUAUUUGACACUACGUAUGGAAAAAUUGCCGUCAACAUCUGCUAUGGACGCCAUCACGCACUCAACUGGUUGAUGUUUGGACUCAAUGGAGCCGAGAUUGUGUUCAACCCAGCGGCAACCAUCUCAGAGUUUGGCGAAUCAUUCUGGGGCAUAGAAGCUCGGAACGCAGCAAUCGCAAACAACUAUUUCACUUGCAGCAUCAACAGAGUUGGCACCGAAGUUUUUAACGUAAAGAAGGAUGAAAUAAGAGAACAUAAUACUAUGACUGUUUCAAGAACUUAUUAUGGGUCGAGCUACAUAACAGCUCCUAACGGAUGCCGAACCCCAUCUUUGUCCAGGGUGAAAGACGGUUUAUUACUAGGAGAACUCGAUUUAAACUUGUGCAGACAGGUGAAAGACCGGUGGGGAUUUAAUAUGACUUCUCGCCUGGACUUGUACGCAAAAGAAUUAGCUCAUAUUGUUCAAUGAAUUUUAAAUAUCAUUGUUUAAGUAAUAAAAUGGAAUAACCUUAA